This is a messenger RNA of Trichosurus vulpecula (common brushtail), 927 nucleotides long. RefSeq names its product vomeronasal type-1 receptor 1-like. Gene Ontology annotation, molecular function: pheromone receptor activity. The transcript has a single exon. The record is from RefSeq and is a predicted model, not a curated record. Gene Ontology annotation, biological process: G protein-coupled receptor signaling pathway. The coding region runs from base 1 to 927 and encodes 308 amino acids. Lineage: Eukaryota; Metazoa; Chordata; Mammalia; Diprotodontia; Phalangeridae. Gene Ontology annotation, cellular component: membrane.
AUGUAUCUAUAUAACACAGUAAUGGUGAUUAUCUUCCUUUCUCAAACUGGAGUUGGGGUGCUAGGUAACUCCCUCUUUCUCUGCUUUUAUGGCUUCACUUUGUUCAGCAGCCACAGAUCAAGGCCAAUGGAUCCUAUUCUGGUCCAACUUACAUUGGCUAAUACAAUAGUGCUCCUCUCCCAGGGAUGCCCACUAAUAAUCUUUUAUUUAGGGAAAGGAUAUGUCCUGGGAAGUGCAGGUUGUAAAACAGCGUAUUACCUUCACCGAGUCAGCCGAGGCCUUUCCAUCUGUACCACCUGCCUUCUGAGUGUCUUUCGGGCAAUCACAAUUAGUCCCAACAACUCUAGACUGGCCAAACUCAAAAUCAGAGUUCAGCAGUUCAUCAGGCCCUCAUGUCUCCUCUGCUGGAUAUUCUCCAUGAUAGUAGAAAUUAGUAUGCCGAUAUAUAUUACAGGAUCAAGGACUAACAACAAUAGCCACAGAGAUGGAUUGGAUCUCCUCUAUUGCUACUGGGAAAAGUCAUUUAAGGAAGUUGUCAUCCUGCCCUCCCUUCGAGACAUCUUCUUUGUAGGAUGUAUGGUCUGCACCAGUGGCUACAUGGUAUUUCUACUGUAUAGACAUCAUCAGAGAAUCCAGCACAUUCACAGGACCAGCCUCUCCCCAAAGACAUUUCCAGAGGUCAAGGCCACCCAAACCAUCCUGCUGCUGGUGGGCAUCUUUGUUUCUGCUUAUUGUAUCAGUUGUGGCUUUACACUCUAUACAGUGUAUGUGAUUCAGUCUGGUGCCUGGAUAGUGAUUGUGACUACAUUCAUUGCAUUGUGUUUCCCGACCAUCAGCCCCUUUUUGCUGAUUCACAGGGACACUCAAACCUCCUCGUCCUGCUGUGCUUCCUGGCAGAGGUCAUAUCUCUAUGCUCAGAAUAGCUGA